Necator americanus (New World hookworm) is the source of this 249-nucleotide messenger RNA. RefSeq lists its product as uncharacterized. NCBI's taxonomy places the organism in Eukaryota, Metazoa, Nematoda, Chromadorea, Rhabditida, Ancylostomatidae. Bases 1 to 249 code for a protein of 82 amino acids. The record is from RefSeq and is a predicted model, not a curated record. The transcript has 2 exons.
AUGACUUACGGGGCUAGCCGAUGUGUCAAGUCAGUGUUUUUAUCCUCCCAGACAAGUCUGGUACCAAUUUAUCGACCCCGGAGGCUGAAUGGCUUGGUGAGCACUAGGGCGGAUUCGAACCUCCGAUCGAUCAUGAAGACAGCGGAGCCUUUAACCACAACGAAUGCGCCACACCCGCCCAAGUGUUCUGGAUUGUUUGUGUGUAUAUCUGAAGCAAACGUCGACGAAGAGCUUCACAAGUGCUUCUAG